Molecule: messenger RNA, 2671 nt
Organism: Acanthopagrus latus (yellowfin seabream)
Lineage: Eukaryota; Metazoa; Chordata; Actinopteri; Spariformes; Sparidae
Product: carbonic anhydrase 1-like
Exons: 7
Coding region: 387-1169 (260 amino acids)
Biological process (GO): carbon dioxide transport
Cellular component (GO): cytoplasm
Molecular function (GO): carbonate dehydratase activity; zinc ion binding
Source: RefSeq, a predicted model, not a curated record
GGUGGAAGGGAAAAAAACGCGCUCGGCACGUUGAUGGAGGAAUAUUAUCCAGCUAAUCGAGCUGUAGUAGCCUGCUGUGGAGCGUCAAUGAGGAGUUCACCACCACAGCAGCAGCAGAGAGAGAGAGAGGGUGACAGAGAGAAAGACAGAGAGGGGGGGAGACUCAUUGAUCCACAUUGUUGCAGCGGUGCGGCGCAUCUAAACUCCUCCCGGUCAUUGCGCGGACAUCAUGUGGCCAACAACAGCCUGACAGGCGCACCGCUCACUGUGGGACCCUAUAUAAGCUCUGCAGCUGUCAGGUGGAGGACACUGGCUGCUUUGCGCUAGGGGACGACUCGCUUUAAGGGAAUUGCGGCACUAGAUACUCACAGAUCCAAACUGUAACCAUGUCUCAUGCUUGGGGAUACGCAGCAAACAACGGACCCGACAAAUGGUGUGAUAACUUCCCAAUUGCCAAUGGACCCCGCCAGUCUCCCAUUGACAUCGUCCCUGGCGCAGCAUCUUUCGACGCGGAGCUGAAGCCGCUCAACCUGAAGUACGACCCCUCCACCUGCCUCGACAUCCUCAACAACGGACAUUCCUUCCAAGUGACCUUCGCAGACGACUCCGACAGCUCAACUCUGACAGACGGGCCCAUCACAGGAACCUACAGGCUCAAGCAGUUUCAUUUCCACUGGGGAGCUUCUGAUGACAAGGGCUCCGAGCACACCGUGGACGGAACCAAGUACCCUGCUGAGCUCCAUCUGGUGCACUGGAACACCAAAUACCCCAGUUUCGGUGAGGCUGCUAGCCAGCCUGAUGGGCUCGCUGUUGUUGGAGUAUUCCUGCAGAUUGGUGCUAAAAAUGCCAAUCUCCAGAAGCUUCUGGAUGCCUUUGAUUCCAUCAAGGCCAAAGGCAAGCAGACCACCUUCGCUAACUUCGACCCUGCCACCCUGCUCCCCGGCAGCCUAGACUACUGGACGUACCUCGGCUCCCUGACCACGCCCCCUCUGCUGGAGAGUGUCACCUGGAUUGUCUGCAAAGAGCCAAUCAGCGUCAGCUCCGAGCAGAUGGCCAAAUUCCGCAGCCUGCUCUUCUCUGCAGAGGGUGAGGCCGAGUGCUGCAUGGUCGACAACUACCGUCCUCCCCAGCCGCUCAAGGGUCGCCCUGUCCGUGCUUCCUUUAAGUAAAAAUACCCCCUCCCCCUCUACUACCCUGUUUGCCCUUUUACCCUCUAUCCCCUCCCCCCUCCCAACAGUCAGACACCCACAGAUACCUCUCUAGCAGUGAGCAACAAAGCACACAUAUCUCUCUCCGUCCUAUUUUUUUUUUUUUAAAUGAUAUUCCUUUUAUACCCAUUGCUGUUAAAGCUGGGCAGUCUAGCUGUGAGGUGAAGCCCUUCCAGGGUUUGCAUCUCUGUCUUUAUGUAUGUAAGCCAGCAACGAUGCCCUGUCAUAAUUUGUUUUGUAAGACAAACACUUCACAGUGGCUGCAACACAUUUCAGAGACAUUGCACCAGUGUGUGCCGGUCGUCGCUGUCCAAACACCGAUGGUGGGAUGGAACGUGAAGAUAGUCAAAAUGGUGCUCUCGAGUCAGCAGAGAGCCGGCUGCAGUAAGGCCGGGGGAGGAUGAAACUAUCACCAUCUGUGAGGAGGGUACGGUGCAGAAUUAAAAAAACAGCACACAGGAAACUCUCCCCCUGCCAGUCCGUCUGUAAUCUCUGACCGACUGCCAGCCUCUGCAUCACAGCAGCUUAAUGAAACGCUGCAGCCGCCUCCAUCACAACCGAUUGACUCAGAAAUCCCCCUCUGGCACACACACACACACACAAACACACAAACAACACACACACACAACACACACACACAGUCUCAUGCAAUGAUGCCUAUAGGCACUGACCUGCUUAUUGAUUCAAAUUCAGUGUAAGGACACGAGGACAGACUGCUGCUGCCAGCUACCCAACAUCAAAACAGCGGCUUACUUCUGUUUUUACGGCCUAAUCUUCAAAUGUGUUUGUCAUCCCGUGUCGUGUUUUUAUUAUUAUUAUAGAUUAUGUCUUUUUUUUCUUCUUUUUUUUGCCUGAGAGCUUAUGCAAAAUAAGUCUUAAGUGAUUCCUAAAUUAUGUUUUGUAACCAAAAGGUCAUCUCCGUUUAUUUUUUGUUUUUUUUUUUUGUUUUUGAUGAACUGAUAAUAUAGCAAUAGCGAGGAAUGAGCCUCCCUUUUUGAAAUUUGAAAAUGUGCAAAGAAAAAUCCCUUCACGUGUUGUUUUGUUGAGUGCUAAAGCUUGAAACGCACAAUCGCCUCGCAGGGGUGAUGCCAUAGUGGCUCAUGCACAAAGCCAAGGACGAAAAAUUAACCCUGCCAAGGAAAAGCCAAGAAAGACGAGAAACCUGCCAACAGAUUAUAGUGUCAGCCUGGAGUCAGGCCCUGUUUAGGACAGCAACUAACGAAAGGCACCUUGAGGGCCUGAACUCCUCUGCUUGUAGCCCUGUAUGCAUCUCUGAAAUAAUAAUGAAGAUUGACAAAAGUUGUGUAUUUUCCAGAAAGAUUGUAAUUAACGGGGGAAAAAAAAGAAAAAACGCCUUAUGCCAAUCGCUUGUUAGGGCCGUCCAAUGAGUAAGUGUCGUUGUCAUUCUAUUUUGGAAGUGGAUGUUUUACUAGUUGAAUAAAUAUAUUUUAUGACUAUAACAA